Molecule: messenger RNA, 1977 nt
Organism: Microthlaspi erraticum
Lineage: Eukaryota; Viridiplantae; Streptophyta; Magnoliopsida; Brassicales; Brassicaceae
Source: the annotation of a GenBank genome assembly
AUGGGUAAUGCUUGCAUAGGACCAAACAUUUCUGGAAAUGGUUUCUUGCAAACUGUUACGGCUGCAUUGUGGCGGCCACGGAUCGGAGCUGAGCAAGCUUCUUCCCAUGGCAAAGGAGAAGUCUCCAACAAUAAAGCAGCUUCAGAACCAUCACCUCCUCCUGAUGACGUCCAGAACAAACCCCCUGAGCAUGUCACUAUGCCAAACCCAAGAACCGAUCCUGAAACCGAAACCAAAGCAAAACCUGAGCCACAGAUCCAACCUGAAGCUUCCAAGAAGGAAGUUGUUAUGCAGCCGGAGACAACAAAACCAGAAUCCAAGCCGGAGACUACAAAACAAGAAAUAAGACCUGAAUCCAAGCCGGAGCCUGCUCAACCAGAAUCAAGACCUGAAUCUAAGCCGGAGACUACAAAGCCAGAAACAAAACCAGAAUCUAAGCCGGAGGAGAGUACAAAACCGGAGACAGAUUCUGAAUCUAAGCCGGAGACGAAACCAGAACCUCAGAAGCCUAAACAUAUGAGGAGAGUGUCGAGUGCAGGGCUCAGGACUGAGUCAGUCUUGCAGAGGAAAACUGAAAACUUUAAAGAGUUUUACUCACUGGGAAGGAAACUUGGACAAGGGCAGUUUGGGACGACGUUUUUAUGCCUUGAGAAAGGUACUGGGAACGAGUACGCGUGUAAGUCGAUCUCCAAGAGGAAGCUUUUGACGGAUGAGGACGUUGAAGAUGUGAGAAGAGAGAUUCAGAUAAUGCAUCACUUGGCUGGUCAUCCGAAUGUUAUAUCCAUCAAAGGAGCUUAUGAGGAUGUUGUGGCGGUGCACCUUGUGAUGGAGCUGUGUUCAGGUGGAGAGCUUUUCGAUAGGAUUAUUCAGCGUGGACAUUACACUGAGAGGAAAGCCGCUGAGCUCGCGAGAACCAUUGUUGGUGUUCUAGAGACUUGUCACUCUCUUGGCGUUAUGCAUCGAGACCUCAAGCCUGAGAAUUUUCUGUUUGUUAGUAGAGAAGAAGAUUCCCUCUUGAAAACCAUCGACUUUGGACUCUCAAUGUUCUUCAAGCCAGAUGAGGUUUUCACAGAUGUUGUUGGUAGUCCUUACUAUGUAGCUCCAGAAGUUCUUAGAAAGCGUUAUGGUCCUGAAUCAGAUGUGUGGAGUGCUGGUGUCAUUGUUUACAUUUUGUUAAGCGGAGUUCCUCCUUUCUGGGCCGAAACGGAACAAGGUAUUUUCGAACAGGUUCUUCAUGGGGAUCUUGACUUUUCAUCUGAUCCGUGGCCAAGCAUCUCUGAAAGCGCAAAAGACUUGGUGAAGAAAAUGCUUGUGCGGGACCCCAAGCGAAGACUAACCGCACAUCAAGUAUUAUGUCAUCCAUGGGUUCAAAUUGAUGGCGUGGCUCCAGAUAAACCUCUGGACUCUGCUGUUCUGAGCCGUAUGAAGCAGUUUUCUGCCAUGAAUAAGUUCAAGAAAAUGGCUCUUAGAGUCAUAGCUGAGAGCUUAUCCGAAGAAGAAAUAGCCGGUUUGAAAGAAAUGUUCAAGAUGAUUGACGCCGACAAUAGUGGUCAGAUAACUUUCGAAGAACUGAAAGCAGGACUCAAACGGGUUGGUGCCAAUCUCAAAGAGUCAGAAAUUCUUGACCUCAUGCAAGCUGCUGAUGUGGACAACAGUGGAACGAUAGAUUACAAAGAGUUCAUAGCUGCAACAUUGCAUCUAAACAAAAUAGAGAAAGAGGACCAUUUGUUCGCAGCCUUUUCCUACUUUGACAAGGACGAGAGCGGCUUUAUCACCCCGGACGAGCUUCAGCAAGCCUGUGAGGAGUUUGGUGUUGAAGAUGGACGCAUAGAAGAAAUGAUGCGCGAUGUUGAUCAAGACAAGGACGGACGAAUAGACUACAAUGAGUUUGUGGCGAUGAUGCAGAAAGGGAGCAUCAUGGGAGGACCUUUGAAGAUGGGUUUAGAGAAGAGCAUAAGCAUUUCUCUCAAACACUAG